Molecule: messenger RNA, 2990 nt
Organism: Podarcis lilfordi (Lilford's wall lizard)
Lineage: Eukaryota; Metazoa; Chordata; Lepidosauria; Squamata; Lacertidae
Source: the annotation of a GenBank genome assembly
GGUGAACUAGAUCUAGCCUAUUUGCACAGAACAAAAGCUGCUUAAUAGAGAAGAUAGUUCUACUUUUAUUAUAAGCUAACUAUAAAUCCAUUACUACCAUUAAUGUGUGUAUAAAAACACACAGCUCAUCAUGUGUAGUUAACUAAAUCUUAUCCAUGUUUACCGGGCAGGAAGCAUUACCCUGCUCAACAAGGGUUGCUCCAAAAUACUUGAUUGCAGCCUGAUGUUACUGUGAUUCGUAAAAUCACACCCGGAUACCGGCAAUUCUGAGCAUGCUUAGUUGAGAGUUAAGGCGGCUUUGAGCUGGAGCAAAGGAGCCCAUCAACACCGCCGAAACUACAACCUCUCCAGCUUUUAGGUGGCUUCUUCGCGUCACUUUCAGGGCGGAAAGCUAAUCUCCGAGCGCACCAGCUACGGGCGGAAGCAACGGAGCAAUCACAAGCCAGCUUUCUCCUCCCCCACCUCGAGCCCCGCCUUUUCUUCCAUUAUGGCCAAUGGGGCUGCUCCACUUUCUUCCGGUUGGGCUUAGAACCGGCGAAUGAGGAGCGAAGUCUCUUUGAUUAAGCCGCCUGUCGAUUGCGCACGCGUGCUUCUGCUUUUGCGCUGGGCGAGGAGGCGGGAGAUCCAAGACAGGUAGGCGAGCGGAGACUCCGCUGUGCGCGCCUCCUCUGCACGGGACCCGAUUCGGAUCAGGAGCCGCCACGAGCUGCCCUUUCCCCUUUCCUGGCUUUGCUCGCGGAGCGAAAGGCCGGAGAGCGAGACAGAGCGAGAGUUAGGCAGCCAGGAGCAGGCCUAGGGGGCAUGGCCAUUUGUUAGCUAACAGAGGUUCUGCCCCCUCCAUGUAUUUUUAUUUAUUUUUAUUGAAGGGGGCAGCUGCCCCCCUUGGCUACACCCAUGCCAGGGCAGCUCAUGCUGGGAACCCCUCUCAUGAGCCCCUGGGUCUGCUUCUCCGGCCUGUCUGCCUGCUUGCUUUCUGCGCCCACAUGAUUUCCUGCGGCCCAGCAGGCCCCAUGAGUGGAUCGGGCCCUCUUCCCCACUAGAAGGCCACCUCCUUGGUGAGAGGGACUCUUUGGGCCACUUGGAAGUUGUUUUACAGAAGAACAUCAGAACAGCCCGGCUGCAGCUAGAUUGAGACACAGGGGGCCAAUCUAGCCCAGUGUCCUCAUCUCACAGUGGCCAAACAGAUACCCGCAAUGGGAAAACCCCAGAGCAGGACCGGAGGGCAAUAGCAGCACACACACCCUCCUGCUGUUUCCAGCAGCUGGCGUUAAGAAACACUUCUGCCUCAGGCUGUGGAGGCAGAGCCCGGCCUCCAUCAUGGCUAAGAAGCAUCAACAGCCUUCUCUGUGGAUUUGCCCAAUCCUUUUUCUUAAAGGCUUCCAGGUUUGAGGGUUCUUCUCUGUGUAUGUAUUUGCCCACAGCACUUAUGGGUCACAGCUGUGACUGUACUCAUUGGCUAAAAACAGAUAGGCAGGAAUAGGCUCAUAUCACAAAGCAAUUGCUUCAAAUAGCAAUUGCUUCAAAUGCCCACACAUUUUGCUUCCACACUUUCCUUCUACAAGUGUUAAAUUCAAUUUAAAAAACACACAGAAAGAAAGAAAGCUCAAGAGUCUGGACCCAGUAUAACAGUGUUCCUCUCUCAGUGGCCCUGGCACCAGGUCUGCCAUUUAUUUAUUUUCAUUUAUGCACUAAACUUACUAGUUGCUUGUCACCAAGCAGGUCUUGCAGCAACUUACACUGAAGCACACACAGUAUGCAUAGAUACAUUAUGGGAAAGAGAAGAAAUUCAGCUUUCUCGCUAUUUUACUGCUGCUCCUUCCAAGUGAGAAUGUUUGGUUGCUGAGCAGUUGGCCUCUGGGCAUGUGCAGAUUCUUUGGGGCAGAUGAUAGAUCAUGGGCUCAGCCCCUUUUGAUUCUUACUGCCUGGCUGCUAAGGAGAGGCCAACCAGCACAAAGAGUUCUGUACUGAAGCUUGCUUAGGUGGCUUUAGAGAUCCUGCAGAGCCUCAGUUUGGGUUUUGAGGUUUCACCUGUGUACUCUCCAAGCAAAACGAACAAGAACUGUGAUUUUAAAAUCAUGAGCUGAAUUCCGUGGUUGGCACAGAACAAGCACAGACCCGUUCUCUAUAUGGCACGAGAAAGCGAUUAAUGGGGCUAACUCACUGAACUCUCGUCUUCCUCCUAUUUCUGUUCCCGCCAUCAGGUGGUGCCAAGCCAUGGAGAUCAGCCACUCUGUGAAGGAGCGCACCAUCUCGGAGAACAGCCUUGUCAUCCUGCUGCAGGGCCUCCACGGACACGUCACCACUGUGGAGCUGCGGGACGAGAGCAUGGCUGUGGGCCGCAUCACCAAUGUUGACGCCUUCAUGAACAUCCGCCUGGCCGAGGCGACGUUCACUGACCGGUGUGGCCAUUCCACCUGGCUGGAUGAUCUGUUUGUGACGGGAAGGAACGUCCGCUACGUCCACAUCCCUGAUGACAUGGACAUCACGACCACCAUUGAGAAACAGCUGCAGCUCAUUCACAGAGUUCGCACUUUUGGUGGCCGAGACAGGGGCAGGAAGGAGUUCCUUAAGCAGAGCUACAAAUGAGCAGGCUAGUGCCCUGGAUUUGCCAUGUGCCCCAAACUCAGCCUGACAUUGCUUGUACUCCUGAUGAAGAAGCACAUUUUUCUGGACUGAGAUUAGAAGUGACCUGUAGACAACCCUCCCUGAUUUUUCUAGAUGCCUUACCUGGCUGCACUUCCUGAGUUCAAGAGUUCACCAAACUUUUCUAUAGAAAGGGGAAGUGGUCAUUAGGUCUCUUUGUAAGAAUAAGUUUGAAUACAACUGACCUUAGCAACAAAUAGGAUUCUUGCUUUCUGUGGACUAAUACUCUCUUCACCUUCUUCAGCCUCUUUUUUCCAAAUAAACUGUUUACAAAAUUUUAAGAUCCACUUUCCUUUUACAAACUGUUUCUCACCAAACCAACCAGCAGCUUUUUGUACAUUGAAAAU